UUCGCUUCGUCACUGACAACUUUGACAACUGCUAGAAAACUCACAGCAUGGCAACUGACAGUGUAAACAUGUGCUCGAAGGAAGAGAAGAGAGUUGUAAGAUGAAUUACUACGAUAUUCUGCAGUGUUCCAAAGAUGCCACUGUAGAGGAGUUGAAAAAAUCUUAUCAAUCACUGAUUUUGAAACAUCAUCCAGACAAGCAGACGGAAAGAUCAUCAAAAGAAUUAGAUGACGACAAGUUUCACCGCAUUGACACGGCCUACAAAGUUCUGAGAGAUCCAGAAUCCAGGAAAAUCUACGAUGCUGAAUUGAUGCAACAAGAAUUCUGCGAAAAACCCCUCAUUUUCGCCACUCUGCACAGAAAGGAAUUCAUCCGAGACCAAGACACAGAUUUGCUGAUCAAGACCUGUCGCUGUGGAGGCAUUUAUAUCUUCCCGGAAGACGAGGACACUCCAGGAGAGGAGAAUAUCUUGAUUUCCUGUGAUGAAUGCUCCCUUGUAAUUGAAGUGACAGCAAAAUAGAGGCGCGCAAUUUUCUA
Phlebotomus argentipes is the source of this 537-nucleotide messenger RNA. RefSeq names its product dnaJ homolog subfamily C member 24-like. Bases 101 to 520 code for a protein of 139 amino acids. Gene Ontology annotation, molecular function: ferrous iron binding; ATPase activator activity. Gene Ontology annotation, biological process: positive regulation of ATP-dependent activity. Lineage: Eukaryota; Metazoa; Arthropoda; Insecta; Diptera; Psychodidae. The record is from RefSeq and is a predicted model, not a curated record. The transcript has 2 exons.